UGCAGGUGUACCUAAUGAAAUGUCCCCCAGCGUGCUAAAGAAAAAGGUUUGUUGUUUAUGCGCUAAGGUUUAUGCGCUAAGAGCUGUAUGUACGACAAUUGCACACCGAGGAUGCUUCUAAACAUAGACGGAUGGUCGAUGGUCAAUUUUCCUUGCUUCUCUUCUCCCGCAAACGUCUCCAUAUGUCGCAUUUCAAAAAGACACCGCGUCCUGAUGACGUCCACGCUGACACCGCAUCUUGUCCUCCCCCACCUUCGUGUCCGCAUCUCCUCCGCUCUCCUCCGGCAUCCUCGUCCCAGGUCUGGCCGUCCGCUGAUGCUGUAAUCCGGUAAAGACAUUAUGGUACGAAUCGCCAGCGCGUUGGGGCUCGUCAUGUUCAGCGUGGCGUUGCUCAUCCUGUCCUUCAUCAGCUACGUGUCCAUUAAGAAGGAUUUCAUUCUCGGAACUCCCAGAUAUGGACCGAACGGGGGACCCAGGAUGUACAUGUUCCAUGCCGGGUACCGCGAAAGGCCGCCUCGCAAACCUGACCUGAGCUCCCAGCUGGCACUGAAGUAUUUGGAUCCGGCUUUCACACCACUCACUAAUGCUCUUAGUGAGGACCUGCAGAACUCGUCUAAAUGGAGAUACAACAGUACAGCAUUCAUCCAACUGAGGAAAGAGAUCUCUCAGUACAUCGACAUUCCUCGCAACUUCACACUGACCCACGAUUCCGUACGGAUUGGCCAGCUGAUGCAUUAUGACUACUCCAGCCACAAGUACGUCUAUUCCAUCGGCGAGAACUUCCGCUCCCUCCUCCCGGAUGUUUCUCCCAUUCUUAACAAGCGCUACAACGUCUGCGCCGUCGUCGGCAACAGCGGCAUCCUCACCGGCUCCCGAUGCGGCGCCCAGAUUGAGAAAUUCGACUUUGUCUUCCGAUGCAAUUUCGCCCCGACUGAGCUUUUCAAGAGAGAUGUUGGCCGGCGCACCAACAUGACAACUUUUAAUCCGAGUAUCUUGGAAAAAUACUACAACAACCUAUUGACUGUGCAGGACAGGAAUAACUUCUUCCUGAGCUUGAAGAAGCUGGAUGGUGCCAUUCUGUGGAUACCAGCAUUCUUCUUCCACACGUCAGCCACAGUGACCAGAACACUGGUGGACUUCUUCGUGGAACAUCGGGGUCAGCUGAAGGUCCAGCUGGCCUGGCCUGGAAACAUCAUGCAGCACAUAAACAACUAUUGGAAAACCAAGCAACUGUCGCCAAAGCGUCUGAGCACCGGCAUCCUGAUGUACACACUGGCGUCUUCUAUGUGCGACCAAGUCCACCUGUACGGCUUCUGGCCUUUCGGCUGGGACCCUAACACGGGGAAGGAGCUACCGUAUCACUACUACGACAAGAAGGGCACCAAGUUCACCACCAAAUGGCAGGAGGCACAUCAACUACCUGCUGAGUUCAAACUCCUCUAUAAGAUGCACACCGAGGGACUGCUGAAGCUCAGCCUCUCCCACUGCGCUUAGACAUCAAACUGCAGGAGGUGUCCGACUAUUUCAGUUGUCUCAAGCCACAAAAGGAACCGGUCAGGCAAGGACUGAUAAAUGUGGUUUUCACAACAACACGAUCUCGGCAGUACAGUGAAACUGUGCUAUUUUAGCAGAAGACUGCAGAGCCCAUCACUAUCAAGCUGUGUUGGUCAGUCAAACACACACGGGAGCUGCAGCUCUUUAGGUGAUGCUGCUUUCAAAAACCAUUGUGCAUGGCCUUUUGUUCAGUUGUGGGACCUCGCAAUUUGGGCACCAUUGACGAACCUCGGGUGAUAAAUACAACAAUGUAUUUUUUCAGUCAUCCACCAGGAACCAGAAUUACCCAACUACACAAUUAAAAUUUUGGAGUUUAUUAAUGCAGUGUUAAUUUCUGGGCGCGUUUUACAGUAACAAUCAUUACACAACACUUGAAGGGCAAAUAUGUGUUUUCAUAAAAUAUCAAAAGGCCUUUUGUAAGUGUUUAGUGUGUAAUGUUAGACUGCAGUCGAUACCCCGUCAAGAACAGUGAGUAUAAAACUAGCAAUAAUUCAAUGUAGUCUCAUAAUCGUAAUUUCUAGUUACGCAGUUUUCACAUUUUCGCAGUGAAACGCUAUUAAAUAAAUCAAUAUAUAAAAUGUUUUUUUUUUCUGCAUUGAUUUUUCAGAGAUCCAAAAUUCUGGGAAGAACCAAAACAGUAUUUCAAUGUGCAAAUGUCGCAUAACUGGCCAUGACGCAUGUGCUUCUAAUUGUAGUGGAACGCUGUAGGAGAGAACAAUAACACGAGAGACAAAAAAUAUGAAAAACAAAGUAAAUAUGUUUCGAUCAACAAAUGAGCCCUCUUCUGUCGUGUCUUUCUAUUGUUUUUAUGUUAAAACAGUCACUUUGAAACAGUGUCUCUUUUGGGCUCUGAAGACAUGAUGCCAGAUACCUCCUGCUACGUCUUCUUAUUCUCCGACAUGUCAGGUGUGUAUGAGGUGUGUUACGAUGCAUUUACAGACAGUUCCAACUACAAUGUGUUUAUGAGCCAUGGCGAACAGGUAGCACCAAAUCUAUUGGUGGCGGUCCAAAAUUAUUUAUGGCGGUCCACCACAAAUACGGUGGCUAUUGACUCAUCAAUGUAUAAGAAUACUACAUAUCACACCGUGUUUUUCCACACAUUUUGUGGCAUAUCAGUGUUGGCAGAAUGUCAGGAUGCGCUGGGAAUCAUGGUUCAAAUACUGUGGCAGUAUUAGAUGCGGCAAUUGUUAACAUUCAAGUCAUGUGACAUGUAACAAUUGGCAGCAUAAGUGGGAAUAAUAAACAUUAAAUAUGAACGUAUGGACCUUUCAAGUUUCAGUUACAAGAAACGUCUCUAACAAGAACUAUUUUUUAUUUCUUGUUUUACUUUUUCCAUGAAUACAUUUCUUUGUAAAUGAAGAUUCAAAGUCAGUUUAUAUUCUGUUUAUUUCAUGUUCCUAAUUCACUAAUUUUAUUUUUGUAAUACACAUAUACAUAUAAAUUAUGGAUGUCCGAUAAUUAUCUGUCACAUUUUUUUCCCCAUCAUGAAAACCGAUAUUAAAAAAAUGUUACACAUAUCGGUAUCGGCUGGUAUCGGUAUCGGAAAUUGAUAUUUGUACAAUAUCAGCAUAUUGGUUUUUGUCAAAAAAGCCAAUAUCGGACAUCCCUAAUGCAUUUAAUGCAUAAAUAGUGAAUUUUUUUUCCUGAAUGUGCUUCAUGUAUUUUGGAAUAAAACUUUGCCAUUCA
This is a messenger RNA of Doryrhamphus excisus (bluestripe pipefish), 3240 nucleotides long. RefSeq names its product ST8 alpha-N-acetyl-neuraminide alpha-2,8-sialyltransferase 3 (gene st8sia3). The record is from RefSeq and is a predicted model, not a curated record. Gene Ontology annotation, molecular function: alpha-N-acetylneuraminate alpha-2,8-sialyltransferase activity. Gene Ontology annotation, biological process: oligosaccharide metabolic process; N-glycan processing. NCBI's taxonomy places the organism in Eukaryota, Metazoa, Chordata, Actinopteri, Syngnathiformes, Syngnathidae.